AUGGCGGUCCCCCACCACCUCAAUUCCGGCCCCCUCCAGGCCCCCCCGCCCCCGCUCCCUCAAGGCUGGAUUCAGGAAUGGGAGCCCAGCACCCGCCGCGCUUUCUUCGUUGAUACCAACAGUGGCCGCUCGCAGUGGGAGCCUCCCUACGGCCCUCCCGCCGGCGGCGGUUACUACGCGCCUCCUCCCGGUCCCCCCGGUUACGGCGGUGGCUACCAGCAAACUGUUGUAGUUGAAGAGCAGCGCAAUGACAGCGGUGGCGGCAGUAGCGCUGGCAAGAUGAUGGCUGCAGGCGUCGGUGGUCUGGCCGUCGGCGCUCUUGCUGGUGGUUUCAUCGAGCACGAGAUUGACGAGAAUAACGAGGAGGACGAGCGUGAGGCUUACGAGGAUGGCCGCGAGGACCAGUACGAGGAUGAUGGCGGCUGGUAA
Messenger RNA from Penicillium chermesinum, 429 nucleotides. RefSeq names its product WW domain protein. Gene Ontology annotation, molecular function: protein binding. The coding region runs from base 1 to 429 and encodes 142 amino acids. The record is from RefSeq and is a predicted model, not a curated record. Lineage: Eukaryota; Fungi; Ascomycota; Eurotiomycetes; Eurotiales; Aspergillaceae. The transcript has 2 exons.